AUGCAGUCGUUGCGACCGCAGCAGCCGCACUCGGCGGCGGGAAUGGCGGCCAAACCUCUCCUGAUGGGCAACGACGUGCUCACCGGCGCGCAGGACCCCCGCCUGCGCCUGCGCCUGCUGCAGUCCCUCCUGACCUCCUUCCUGCCCGCGUCACCAAAGGACCCGAUCGACAUGGGCAGGGUGCGCGCGGCCGUGGCAGUGCUGCGAGAUCAACACGUGCUGGCCGUUGAACCGGACUGGGCGGCCGUUGGGAGUAAUAAUGACCCCAGGAGGCGGGCUGUAGACGCGUGGUGCAGCAGGGUGUUCGCGUUAUUGGCAUCUCCGCUGCCGGCGAAUAGGUGGGCGGCAUGUGUGCUGGCAGGUGCCACGUGUGCAGAGAGCACAGCUCAGCGCGUGAUUGACACGUACGCCAAGUGGUGGGGGCGGCUAGCCGCCCUGCUGAAGGCGAAUAAGACAAAAGGAGGCGGUGUGGGAGGCGAGAAGAGCACAAGACAGCAGCAAGAAGGGAAGGAGGAGGAUGGGGAAGAGGAGGGGGAGGAGGGAGAGGAGGGGAAGGAGGGGAGAGGGAAUGGGAGGGGAAAGGAGAAGGAGAAGGGGGGUGGGAAGGGCAAGGAGGCAAUAGUACCAGAUACCAUGUUUGUGCGUGUUGCUGCUGCUGCUGCCCUUGCUGACCUUUUCUCGAGGCUGGCAACUUUGUCUCAUGUGCAGAGCGUGCGCAAGGAGGCUGGCACUCUGGCCGGCAAGCUUUGGCCGUUUCUUGCGGAGAUGAUGGGCAGCACCGAGAGCACACAAGCAUGGGCCUCUCCUUGCUUCGCCCACCCAUUUUCUGCCAUUCUCGUUCGCCUAUCCAUUCUCUGCCACGCCUCUCCGUCCCCUCCCUCCCUCCUUCCCUCCCUCCCUCCCUCCCUCCCUCCCUCCCUCCUUCCCUCCCUCCCUCCCUCCCUCCCUCCCUCCCUCCCUCCCUCGCACCCUCUCUGCGCGCCUCCUGUGCCCUCCCUCUCUGCCCUUCCUUCCCCCUCCUGCCAGAGCGUGUGCCUUUCGCUGCUCUCUCUGCUGCUUCGCUCCUUCCCCUCCAGCUUCAAGCACCAUGUGCCAGCGUCCUGCUGCAGCCUGCUCGUGCUGCUUCCCCGUGCCUCCGGGGACCCCGCCCUCUGGUCGGCCUUCAUGCGCCGCCUGCUGCUCUCCACGCACGCCGACCUCGAUACUCUGCUCUCGGGCUUCGAGGAUGCUGACGAAGAGCCUGUGCGAUCCAAGGCCCUGGCAACUCUCCUGCACUCCAAGAGCGCAGCUUUGCCGGUGCCUCUGGUCCCCGAGCAUGCACACUGGAUCGCUGCUAACUGCUCCAAGGAGGACGAGCAGCAGCAGGAAUCAAGCGGGCAGGGGCAGCAGGGGCGGAGCAAGCAAGGAGGGCAGACGUCAAUGUCAAACGCAAAUGGCAGCGGGAGCGGCAGCGGCAGCGGCAGCAGCAGCAGCGGUGGAGAUCCCGAGGCGGUGUUCCGGCGGGUGGUGCCACGGCUGCACGCGCUGCUGCUCACGUGCCAGCUGGCGAUCUCUCAGGGGUUCUCUGCUCCGGUCCCAGCGCCCCUCUCCGCCCUGCUGGCUCUCGCCAACCGCCUUGUAUCAGCCGAUGCUGUAAUUAGACUCACGCAAGUGGAGGGCACAGGGAUGGUCAUCCCUCUCUCUCUCCUCGCUUCUGGAGGGAGAGGAGGGAGAGGAGGAGGGGGAGGGGGAGGGGGAGGAGGGGAUGGUUUUGAUGCGGGGGAAGGUCCGGACGGCAUGGACUCGGCGUUUUCUGCCGCCCGCCAGCUGGCGCUGUGCGUGGAGCUGCCAGCGCUGCAGUGUGCGGGGCUAAGGAUGAUGCUGGCCGCGCUGCAGGGCGUGAGGAACCACAUCCUGCCCCAUGCAGCCACCAUCUCACACACGCUUGUAUCAGCCUUUCGCCGAGCAGCAGCAGCGGGGGACGACGCCACAGCGCUGCCAUUCAAGGUGCUGCUCUACCGCACGGCCACACAGUACCUCUAUGCGCUGGGCGCCGGCAUGAUGACGCAGAUCGCCCCAAUAGUGGUGGGGCGGGGCAUCACAGACCUCAAGCAGGCCGUGCCGGCACUCUUCUCCCCAACCAACCAGCGUUCGCCAGGUGGCAGCAUGGCAUUCGACGCCGCUCCCGGCGCGGCAGCAGGCAGCGGGAAGCUGGGCGGAGCGGGCAGCGGAGGGGGAAGUGCAGGGGGAGGGGCGGGGGGAGGUGCAACUGGGGCAGGUGUUAUCUCGGGCAGUCGGUGCCUGCAAACCGUUGAUCUGCAGAUCGCCAUUCUGGAGGCUCUUGAGGCGCUGCUGGUGGCGGGCGGCCCUCUGUUACCGGAGCACUGGCGCAUGGAGGUCGACGCAGCACUCACCUGCACCGCUGCCAUUGCCCUCGGCACCGGCGGUUACGACUCCAAUUUCAACUCCACUCACGGUUACAACUCCGGUUACAGCUCCCCCAGCACACACGCGCACAUGCCCUGGACGCCUGGGUCGGACCGUGCAAUCAGAUCGCUCCAGCUAGCAGCAUCGCGUGCGCUCCUAGCCUCCCUCCUAGCCCCAUGCAAAUACCGCCCACCGUACCUCGGGCAAGCACUCAGAAUCUUCCGGCAGGGGAGGCAACAGCUGGGGACGGAGGUAGCUGCGCUCUGCUCCUUUGCUCUGCUGGCUCUCGAGCCGGUGUUGCAUCCCAGGUGUCUCCCCCAUUCGUCCUCCAUCCACCCGCUCUCGUCGCUGCUCGUCCCGUCGCAACCCCCGCCGAACCUGCAGCAGCAGCAGAUGCGGCAGCAGGAGCAAUUGCAACAGGAGCAUUUACAGCAGCAGCAGAUUUUGGGCGGCUCACCCGCCCCUUCUGCCAGCCGGCCGGCCAGUUCCAACAGCCUGCUGCCGCCUGCCGCCCAGACAACUCUCGCCGCCCCUGCUGCCGCCCAGCUGCCGGUCCCUGGCUCUAUGGCCAUGAAUCUCUCUGCUGCUGUGGGAGGGGGUGCUGCAGGGGGGAUGGGCGGAGGUAUGGUGGGGGCAAUGGGUGGGGGCAUGGGCGGAGGGAUGGGCGGAGGUAUGGUGGGGGCAAUGGGUGGGGGCAUGGGCGGGGGGAUGGGGGAUGGAGGAGCAGGGGGAGGAGGUGGAGUGGGGGCGUAUGGGGGGAUGCUUGGAGCAGCUGGGGGAGGUGGUGGAGGGUUCACAGGGGGAAUGGGCGGGGGGAUGGGUGGAGGGAUGGGCGGAGGAAUGGGCGGGGGGAUGGGAAGAGGGAUGGGCGGAGGAAUGGGUGGGGGGAUGGGAGGGGGGAUGGAGGGCGGAAUGGGUGGUGGUGCCACAGGGCUUGGAGUGCUGGGUGGCGAUGUUUGGCCGUUAGCGGACCUGUGGACGGAAGUGGACGGGUACGGCACAUUCGGGCACGACCUGAUGGAGAUCGGGGGAGGCGCAUCUGGUGCAGGUGGAACUGGUGGGGCCGGGGCAGGUGGAACUGGUGCAGGCGUGACUGGCAUGGUCACCACAGGGGGACAGGCAGGUACGGGAGAAGCUGGGGGGGCAUCUGGCGGGUUUGGGUCCAUGGAGGGACAAGCAGCAGCAGCAGCAGCCAUGCCUAUGGAUACUGAUGGGGCUGCUGGUCCUGUUGCCGCUCCUGCCAUGCCCAUGGCCCCUCCUCCUGCGCCUCCUCCUCCUGCCCCCAAGGAUGUGCGGGCUGCAGCUGCUACGGCCACUGCUGCUGCUGCUAAUACUGCUGCUGCACCACCAGAGGAAGCAGCAGCAGGAGCAGCAGGAGCGGGUGCAGCACCUGCGGUUUCAUCACAGAGUGACAAAGGAAGUGGGGGGCGAGGGAGAGGAGCGAACCAACGAGGGAAAGGGGCAGCAGCAGGAGCAGGAGGAGGGGGCGGAACAGGGGGAGAAGGUGGAGCAGAGAAGGGAGGGAAGCGUAGAGAUGUGGGGAAGGAGAUUUUUAUAAAGACGCUCGCGCCGGCUGUGGCCCGAUUCCUUAGUGCCAAUGACCCCUCCUCCAUCUCUGCCUCUGCUGGUGCUUCCCCCUCCGUGUCUGCUGCUCCUGCUGGCAGCAGUGGGUCUGCUGGUAAGAGCAGGAGAGGGGCUGCUAAAAACGACCAAGGCACUGCUGCUGCUGCUGGUGCUGCCGCUGCUGCCAGUGGUGGGGCUGGUGGUGGGUCUACAGGCGGAUCAGGGUCAGGGAAGCAGGAGAAUGAACAGGCUCAGACUGGAGGAGGUUCGGCGCUCGCAGGUUCGGCACCUGCAGGUUCGCAUGGAUACGGGGCAAGGAAGGUGGUAACCACUGUGGAGGAGGCGGAUGCUGCUGGGCUGGAGGCUGCUAGGAGGGCGAGGGAGUCCCGAACCAAGGCUGCUGCCAUGGCUCGCAUGCUGCAGGAGUCUGGCUACCUGGGGACUGGAGGCUCGGGAACUCCAGGUUCGGGUGCUGCAGGUCUGGGGACUGCGGGUUCGGGUUUGGGCUCCGGUAAGGUUGGAGGUUCGGGACAAGAAGGGCAAGCUGGUUCUGCAGCUGGUGUUGGGGGAAAUGCUGCUGCUGCUGGUGCUACUGCUGCUGCUGCUUCUGGUAGUGGUGGUGGUUGUGGUGGUGGUGGUGGUGGGAGAGGGGCAUCUGGUGGUGCUGCAACUUCAGUUGCUCCAUCAACUGGAGCUGAUUCUGACUCUGAUGGCCCGUUGCCUGAAAUUGUAGUUGAGGAUGACCUUGAGUUCUGA
Molecule: messenger RNA, 4725 nt
Organism: Closterium sp. NIES-65
Lineage: Eukaryota; Viridiplantae; Streptophyta; Zygnematophyceae; Desmidiales; Closteriaceae
Source: the annotation of a GenBank genome assembly